Molecule: messenger RNA, 2329 nt
Organism: Hippopotamus amphibius kiboko
Lineage: Eukaryota; Metazoa; Chordata; Mammalia; Artiodactyla; Hippopotamidae
Gene: HMGN2
Product: high mobility group nucleosomal binding domain 2
Exons: 6
Coding region: 1233-1505 (90 amino acids)
Biological process (GO): chromatin organization
Cellular component (GO): nucleus; chromatin
Molecular function (GO): nucleosomal DNA binding
Source: RefSeq, a predicted model, not a curated record
CAGGAUCCCUAGCUUUGGGGGCAGGGGCAGCCACUGGAAGAGCCCUUUUGCCAUCGCAACACCUGUUCCUCUACUUGUUUCCUAAUCCCCGGACGCUUUCCUCCACCCUCCUUUUCCUCGCGCAAGUGAAAGGAAGCCAGCCUGCCAGUGUGGAAGGAGGGAUUUCGCCAGCUGCGUUUGCAGCGCCCAGGCUUGGUGGCCGCGUCGGGUGGGGGCAGCUGAGCUUGAUGUCUCCGAGGCGGGUGGAGCUUAGGGGGAGGGGAGUGCUAGUAGGCUUUCUUGGCGGCCACUCUCCAUCAUUCGGUGGCUGGGUUCUGAGGUCCAGGGAUACAAGGACCUAAGGGAGCCAGCCACCCGACAGGCUUUUGGGGGGCUUCGUUGGUAUUUGGGGAGGCGGCUGAGCAACGGGUGCUGAAAGGACAGCUCCUACCUGCCCCACUGCACCCAAAAGGCACCUCUGCGUGUCAAGUCUCCCCUUGGAACCCCCACCCCACCUCGAGUGGACCGCCUUCCAGGUGAGGUGCACGAAAGGCUUCCUCCGAGUAGCAGCUUGAAAGGAUGCACGUCCGGCUGCGCCAAGCUGGCUUCCCCGCUCUUUCCCCACUUCAGCGUCAGUCUUGGCCCUGGCAACAGCAGCCUGUACCUCCAAGCCGCGCGCUUCCUCCCGCCUCUGGCGGCGAAGGGCAGUGCGGCCAGGCCUAGCAAACCCUUCUUCUGGGGCCCCCAGCGGGAACAGGAAGGAAAGCGGAUGAGAUGCGCCCUAAGUGUCGCAUGGCUUGGAGAAGUGGGUAGCUCGGUUGCAUAAGGUGGAAGGAACUUAGUAGUUUGCAAAAGCCAGCUCUUGGCGGGAGCCGAAACCCAGAGCCCGCCGACUCGCAGCUCCCUCCCCCCCCCCGCCCAUUUAUUGCCUUCAACGCGCGCCUCCCCCACUGCGCCCCCACCCCCUAGGCGCGCCGCCGUCUCGCGCGCCCUCCCCCCCCAUACCCCCCUCCUCACUCCAGAGGAGGUGAGUUUAAACCCCGCCCACGUGACCCCAGCUGGGCCAAUGAGCGGCGGCGGGAGGUGAAAUCCGGUUCUAACCGGUCCGGGGCUCCCAGCGCUAUAAAAACUUUAUAAACCCCCCGGAGCCCGAGCAGUGUGAGGAAGAGGCGAGAGCGACCCCUGGAACGGCGAAAGCCCACGCGCCACUGCAUCCCCGUGUCCAGCGCGUACGUGCCGCCGCCGUCGCCACCAUGCCCAAGAGAAAGGCUGAAGGGGAUGCUAAAGGAGAUAAAGCCAAGGUGAAGGACGAACCACAGAGAAGAUCUGCAAGGUUAUCUGCUAAACCCGCUCCUCCAAAGCCAGAGCCCAAGCCUAAAAAGGCCCCUGCAAAGAAGGGAGAGAAGGUACCCAAAGGGAAAAAGGGGAAGGCUGAUGCUGGCAAGGAUGGGAAUAACCCUGCAGAAAAUGGAGAUGCCAAAACAGACCAGGCACAGAAAGCUGAAGGUGCUGGAGAUGCCAAGUGAAGUGUGUGCAUUUUUGAUAACUGUGUACUUCUGGUGACUGUACAGUUUGAAAUACUAUUUUUUAUCAAGUUUUAUAAAAAUGCAGAACUUUGUUUUACUUUUUUUUUUUAAGCUAUGUUGUUAGCACACAGAACACUUCAUUGUUGUUUUUUGGGGGAAGGGCACAUGUCACUAAUAGUUUGUCUCCAAAGCUGGAUUGACAAGGGGGAAAAACACCUUUCCCGUCUAGUUUUGAGAGACUUCCUCUUGGUUCCCAGGAAGGAGGGAUUCCUUGAUGUUGACACAGUAGCCACCUUGGCACAAAUGCCUUGUGGUAUGGAGAAACUAAAAUUAGUUUUUAUGUCCUCUUCUCCGUCUCCACCUUCAGCAUAGACUUGACUCCCUUAAACCCAGAGACCUGUUGGAACCUGACCCCCAAAGAUUGGUUACUAGUAUGUCAGGCAAUCUGGACUUUCCCGUGUCACCAUUGAGAUGGCUUCCCUCAAAAGAGCAGUGGUUCCUUUUUUAGAUUGUGGAUCUUCAGAUUGAUACUUCUGCCAUUUUCAUUUCCAUUUCCUGAAAGUCAGGGUCGGCUUGUGAAAAGUUGUUAAACAACAUGCUAAAUGUGAAAUGUCAACCCUCACUCUAAACUUGCCCUAUUCAGAGCAUCACAUGAAGACUUCAUUGGGUUUUAUAGUGGCUUUCUGAUUUUGGUAGUCCAUUGGAAAAGGGAGUUUGAAAGUUGUUGUAUACUGUUAACGAUUGUCUGCCCGUGUCCUGCCUGAAAUACCAUGAUUGUUUAUGAAAAGUAUCUUUAAUAAAGCUGGAUACAGUUUGGCUUGGAA